This is a messenger RNA of Pelagomonas calceolata, 885 nucleotides long. NCBI's taxonomy places the organism in Eukaryota, Pelagophyceae, Pelagomonadales, Pelagomonadaceae. The record is from the annotation of a GenBank genome assembly.
CAAGCAGCGUAACACUGUGAGCCAAAAAGCGCUGUCGUGAGGCCUCAUCCGGCCCUAACAGCUGCUUGAACGCUGUAUCGGACACCCGACGGGGCGCCCCAGCGACCGGACCCAGCCUGCCCCGCGAAAUCCGUCUGGGGCAGCCCAACACCAGAGACUAUCUGCCAGGGUAGCGCAGCGGCUCCGAUGAGGGCACCCCUCGCAUGCGCCUUCGUUGCGGCGGCCGCCGCCUUCCCGAGCCUGCGACGAAGGAUGGCCAUUGAAGAGAAUCAGCCGCGCGAGCAUACUGCGAUUUACGUCUGGGACAAGGCCGUCUGGUUCGCGCCGCACGGUCACGACCCGGCCGAGCCGCCGGACGAAUGGACGCGGCGACGCCUCGGCGACUACGAGAACGACUACGAAAAACCGGAAGCCCAGGACUCGACCAAGAAGUGCUUCAUGAUCGCGAAGAAAAUCCGCGUCAACUUCGAGAUCGACCCUCUCUCUGGAGACAAGUACGGGUGCAUGAGCUGCGAUCCCACGGUAGGUUGGCCGACGGGCAGCUGCCCCACGCAAAAGAAGUGUCCACAGACGGAAGAGGACGCGAAGCCCUGCGACAAGAUGGACUGCCAGGUGUACGUCGACCAACUCUACGAGUAUUGCCGCGGGAAAAAGGGCUUCCUGUUCUUCGUGCCUGAGCAAAAGCCGAAGACCCUCCCGGCGGGCUUCUUCUACGACCCAGAGGACACUAUUACCGGCACAUGGAACGACGAGGUCGAGCAGGCGAUCAAGAUCGCGGUAGAAAAAUGCGGCUGCAACGGCGCCGCCGGCUCGCGCGCGUCGCUAGUUUUGGCGGUACUUGUCGCGGCGGUGGGCGUUUUGCUCGCGUAAGGAGAUUUGUGUGUA